Messenger RNA from Magnolia sinica, 3203 nucleotides. RefSeq lists its product as uncharacterized. Gene Ontology annotation, cellular component: Golgi membrane. Gene Ontology annotation, molecular function: carbohydrate binding; oxidoreductase activity, acting on paired donors, with incorporation or reduction of molecular oxygen; monooxygenase activity. The coding region runs from base 264 to 3203 and encodes 979 amino acids. NCBI's taxonomy places the organism in Eukaryota, Viridiplantae, Streptophyta, Magnoliopsida, Magnoliales, Magnoliaceae. The record is from RefSeq and is a predicted model, not a curated record. The transcript is spliced from 17 exons.
AUGGUUGAUUGAGAGUCCAAAAUGAUGCUGCCCAAAUGAUCCUAACCAUCAGAUCAGUCUGAUAUUGAGGUUGUUGUCUAUCCCAAAAAGUGCCACUUAAUUUGAAAGAUCCUGAUUCUGAUACAUGCAUCACAUGUGUAGGGUGCAUGGAUCACCACCAUUUUGAGACUGUUAGUGAACUACCACCAUUGGUGUCAUUUCAAAUUAGAUAUUUGCUCCUUUUACUUUCUAACCAGAACUUUUGACUGAUUGUGUGUGUGUAUAUGCAGGCUAGAGCAAGAAUAUCUUCUACGGUGAAAGCUAUAGUUGAAGAGAGAAGAUCAAAGGGAGAGAACUCUGCUGGUAAUAAGAAAAGUGAUUUCCUUGAAAUACUCCUAUCAGCAAAUAGCCUGUCUGAGGAUGAAAGGGUGAGCUUUGUACUGGAUUCUUUGUUGGGUGGGUGUGAGACCACCUCCCUCCUCAUGGCAUUGGCAGUUCUCUUCUUGGGUCAAUCACCAGCUGCUUUGCAACAACUGAGGUCAGAGCAUGAAAGUAUAAGAAAUGUGAAAGGAAAAGAAGAGUACUUGAACUGGGAUGACUACAAGAAAAUGGAGUUUACUCAACAUGUCAUUAAUGAAGCUCUCAGAUGUGGGAACAUGGUCAAGUUUGUGCACCGAAAGGCCCUCAAGGAUGUCAAUUGUAGCAAUGGUGGCACAAGUGACAGUUCUGUGGAAGAAUCAAUCAGUGCAGUGCUAGGAGCACUUGAGAAGCUGCCUCUAGAUGAGAGCCUAACUGCUUCAGGAAUGGAUUCUCUCUCUGGGUAUGACCCGAAGAUCGCCCCUUUGAAAGAUGGGGCCCAGUCGGUGCUGGUUUCGCAGUUCAUGAUGGAAUUGCAGGGGCUGAAGACGGUGGACGGAGAGGAUCCCCCAAGGAUUUUGCACUUCAAUCCGAGGUUGAAGGGCGACUGGAGUGGGAAGCCUGUGAUUGAGCAGAACACUUGUUAUAGGAUGCAGUGGGGCUCCGCUCUCCGGUGCGAGGGUUGGAAAUCCAAGGCUGAUGAAGAGACAGUUGAUGGACUACCAAAGUGUGAGAAGUGGAUCCGUGAUGAUGAUAAUCACUCAGAGGAAUCGAAAACAACGUGGUGGUUGAACCGACUAAUAGGCCGAACAAAGAAGGUCUCAAUUGAUUGGCCAUUCCCGUUUGUGGAGGAUAAGUUGUUUAUUCUCACCCUUAGUGCUGGGUUGGAAGGUUAUCAUGUCAAUGUUGAUGGGAGGCAUGUCACAUCGUUUCCUUAUCGCACUGGGUUUAUUCUCGAGGAUGCAACUGGGCUAUCACUGAAUGGCGACCUUGAUGUCCAGGCUAUAUUUGCUGCAUCUUUGCCCACUACACAUCCAAGUUUUGCCCCUCAAAAAAUUCUUGAAAUGUCAAGUAGAUGGAAGGCCCCACCCCUUCCAGAUGGCCCUGUGGAGCUCUUCAUUGGCAUCCUUUUAGCGGGCAACCAUUUUGCUGAGCGGAUGGCUGUAAGGAAGUCUUGGAUGCAGUCACAACAAAUCAUAUCUUCUAAUGUGGUGGCCCGAUUCUUUGUGGCACUGCAUGGAAGGAAGGAAGUGAAUGUGGAGCUAAAGAAAGAAGCAGAGUUCUUCGACGACAUUGUAAUAGUGCCUUUCAUGGAUGGCUAUGAUCUAGUUGUUUUGAAGACAGUUGCCAUCUGUGAGUAUGGGGUUCGUACAGUCUCUGCAAAUUAUAUCAUGAAAUGUGAUGAUGACACAUUUGUCAGAAUAGAUUCGGUGAUUAAGGAAGCCAAGAAAGUCCCCAGUGGUAGAAGCCUAUAUGUUGGAAACAUGAAUUACUACCACAAGCCCUUGCGUUAUGGUAAAUGGGCUGUGACAUAUGAAGAAUGGCCAGAAGAAGAUUAUCCACCGUAUGCCAAUGGCCCAGGCUACAUCGUAUCAUCAGACAUUGCACAAUUUGUUGUAACAGAGUUUGAGAAACACGCCUUGAGGCUCUUCAAGAUGGAAGAUGUGAACAUGGGCAUGUGGGUGGAGCAGUUCAACAGCACGACACCCAUCGAGUAUCUACACGACCUGAAUUUACUGAGGUUUGUACCUUCUGAGUUUGGAAUGGACCCGGAUCGGAUGACCGACGCUCUACCUCCUGGCAACCAACUUUUCAAGGACAAAAGUCUGGUCAGACGUGCGAUCGAGGAGGCUGGCAUUCCACAUACCUAUGUGUCCGGAAACUGUUAUGCUGGAUAUUUUGUCGGGGGCCUAGGUGAAAUUGCACAGGGUCUGAUCCCACCACGCAAACACGUUACACUGUUUGGAGAUGGCAAUGUCAAAGCGGUGUGGAAUGAUGAGAAGGACAUCGCAACAUACGUCGUAAAGGCGGCCCACGAUCCACGUACGCUAAACAAAGCGAUAUUCGUUAGGCCUCCUGCGAACGUAUUGUCGCAGAGGGAGGUGGUGCAGAUAUGGGAGAAACUGAUUGGCCAUGAAUUACACAAGGCAUGCAUUUCAGCCGAAGAUUGGUUAAAAACCAUGGAAGAAACUAUCAUUGUUGUUGCUAGGGAAGAUUUUGCAAAUCAAAUGGUGGAACUCAACAGCUCUGAUUCUGAAGCAACUAUAAGCAAUGUGCCCCGGCAUGAUAAAGAUAUUCUUGGAAAAAUUGCCCAAUCGUUGGAGCCUUUCCAUGUUUCCUCUCAUUUUGGGGCUCCAUCGACCAUGCUCGACCAAGAAAAUAAUGAACCAAAUAUAUUAACACCACAAAUUGUCAAAUGCCUAGUGAUUGCAGAGGAGGAAGAAGAAGUAACUCGGCCAAUUGAGCAGACAGAAACAACUUCCCCUAGUCAAGAAACAGCCGGUGAGAUUCCUAUGACAGACUCAAGUACUUUUACCAUAUCUAGAGUCAUCACUCCUUUAGAGCAACCAUCUUCUUCUAUUCCUGCAGAAACUAAGAUGGUACUAGCACUUCCUCUAACUACCAAGAUGAGCAUAACUGCCAUAAUGACAUGGUAUCGAAUCGAGGAGUCGUGCACCGCUUCUCUUGCAGAAAUAAAUGCCACUGCGCCUGCAUGUCCCAACUUCUCAGAAGCAGCUAACAUGUCAUUCGUUGUAGUCUCUUCUCCCCUUAUUCAAGUUAAGGCCUUGCUGAAGGAGAUCCUCUCCAAUGAUCUUGACUACUAUGGACAGUCAUCUCUUCUGUUCGACAUAGACUCUUUCAUCUGA